AUGAAGGCCCGGGGUGCGGCGAGGGAGGCAUACCAUUUCCGGCCUCGAACCUUUGAGCUUGCUUUGCAGCAACAAACACAACAGCAGCAAGAGAGACGACUACCGAGGAUGCGGAGCGUCACAUUCCGAGGCGCGUCCACCCUGGAGGAGGCCAACGAUGGCUUCCAAGAAGCGGGAAAAACGAAGAGACCACGGGGCCGACCUCCCGGCUUUCCCAUAGCCCAGGAGGAGGCUGCAAGGAGUUCGAGGCAAGGAAAGCUGACCUUUGCGAGGAAGGUUGAUACGGAUCUGACCGGAGACCGAGGAGACGGUGUUGGGGGCCUAGGGGUUACGACUCCAGAGGCCGCGGAUACCUUGGAGGCGGACGGUCAGGAUGUCGGAAUGCAGGGAGCUGGGUGGGCUCCCUUCAACCGUAGCACGACGAAUUCUGAAGAGACGGGCCAAGAUAGUUGGACCGGCGAGCCCAAGGGCAUAGCGGCGUAG
Chaetomium globosum CBS 148.51 is the source of this 483-nucleotide messenger RNA. RefSeq lists its product as uncharacterized. The coding region runs from base 1 to 483 and encodes 160 amino acids. The transcript has 2 exons. The record is from RefSeq and is a predicted model, not a curated record. NCBI's taxonomy places the organism in Eukaryota, Fungi, Ascomycota, Sordariomycetes, Sordariales, Chaetomiaceae.